AUGUCUGAUAUCGCCACAGAUACCAAAAAGGAUAGCAGCGAUGUGAAAAAAUCCAAUCCUUUCCGCAGUCGUUCCGAAGAAAGUCAAACAUCCAAGCCAAGGGAUAGUGGUGUAAAGCGUCAUGCUGGUGAUUCAUCACAAGAAAAUCGUAACAGACGUAGCCGUAGUCACAGUCGCCAUGACCGAAAUACACGAAAUGAUCGGAAACGUACCGAUGAUAGUAGUCGUGAUUCACGUCACAGACGUAUAUCUCCCGAUAACCGAAGCUAUAGCCGUGGUGAUCGUGGUCGUGAUCUUAAUCGAGAUUCUCGUCGUCGUUCACCACCACCACCGUCUUCACGUUCUAGACGUGAGGUUACCACACCGGACCGAUUACACGAACGUAAACGUAAAUAUUCAGAGGAUCGUCAUUCGAGACGUCGUGAAAGUCACAGUGUUGAGAAGAAACAAAAAUAUUCACGGUCACACUCCCGGCAACGUGAUGUCACCAAAACAAAAUCACCCAAAAAGGCAAUCAGUCCAUCACGAUCCCGUUCGAGAACACCACGACGCAGAAGUGUGGAACAUAGCAAAAUGUCGCAGAAAGAAAAAUCUAGAUCCAAAUCUCCCAUGCAAAGGGAAAAACGUAGAACUUUAAUGUCACCAAGGGAUAGGAGACAUUCAAGGUCACCAGCACCACGACCUGCAAGUGGUAAAUCUAAAACGCCCGCAAUAAAAGAAAGACGUAAAUCCAGAUCACCGGUAGUAGUAAAUGAAAGACGCAGAUCUAAGUCACCUGAAAGACGUAGAUCUAAAUCGCCAAUUAUAUCUAAAUCGCCAAGACGACGAUCUGUAUCAAAAUCUUCGGCGGUAAGAGAUAGGAAAAGAUCUAGAUCUCCCAUAGUGAGGGAACGAAAUAAAUCUAGAACUCCUGUUAAGGAAAGGCGUAGAAGUAGGUCAAAAUCCCCCGUCAAGAGGAAAUCGAAAUCACCUCUUUCGAGGGGAAGACAAAGAUCUCGUUCACCUGCUGCUAAGAACGAGCCAGUAAAACGUAAUCGAUCUGCUGAGAAUCGCAAUAAAAUGGAACGCCGAAAACGUGAAAUAUCCGAGGAAAAACACACCUCCAAACGUCAACCAUCCGAGGAGAGCAAAAAAUCAAGUUCCUCUAAGGCUUCCAAGGGCACAAAUAGUAAAAUUCCUGCAAGGAAACCACAACGUUCACAAUCUGCCUCAUCUACAUCGUCCGAUUCGGGUUCUUCUACGGCAAGUGAUAGCUCUCGUUCGCCAAGUCGAUCUCCCCAAAAGAAACACAAAGUGGAUGAUAGGAAACCACAACGUAAAUCUAGAUCAGCUAGUCCAAAAUCAGCUGCAACAACAUCCAAUAAUCCAGAAAGGUUGAAAUAUUUACGUUCUCCAGCAAGACCAAACGCCGGAGGAUCUGCUCGUGAUACGUCAAUAGAUGAACGCAAUCGACGUGACAACACUCCACCCAGACAGGAGAAAAAUAAUUCAUCUCCCCGUUCAUCUAGAGAUUCAUCCGAACUUAGCUAUUCUCCCGCUAGACGUAAUCCCGAACGUUAUCGUGACAUUUUGGAAAAUGCCAAUAAACAAAAAUCGGAAAAAUCACGCAAAGAUACCACGGACGAUGGACGUAAAGAUCAGAAAAAAUCUUCGUCAUCAUCGAAACGAAGCGAUGAACUCUCAACUGAUGGUAAAGAACAAACCAAACGCAGUCGGGAUGCCACCUCAGAUAAUAGCAAGCGUGAUAAAACGCACUCACUCAAGCCACGAGUACACCUCCAAUCGCAAAGUGAAGAUGAAAACAGUGACACCGCUGCUGAGCGUAAUACGGAAAAGAUUCUCGAGGAAUUUCAAGAGUCCAAACGUGGCCGGGAACUAAAGGAUCUGAAAAUGCUCGAACAGCUGAAAACCGGAAUUGCAGCCAAGGCUAAGGAGAAAAUUAAGACCAUUGAAAAAAUGGCCAACUCUUCGACGGCCAUGUCCGCCUCCACAUCUGCUGGAGGAGAUGUAAGUGAUCAAUGCUAUGCUGCCUCCAAGCGGGGUAUACGCAAUUCUCUAAAUGACUUUUUGGCUGCGAAUAACAAGGCGCCGGCCGUUGUUGCGACCUCGGCGCAGAAUAUUACGACCAAUUCGCCGGCCGGUGCUAUUUAUCCACAGACAUUAGAAGAAAUAACCAAAGAACAAAAGUCUCAGACGCAGACAAAAGUUAGUGAGCGUGCGAGUGAAGAGGCACCGACGACGGAACGUAAAACGGACACAGAGACGCAGGCUGAUUGCAAGAAGCCUCCAAUGGCUGCAAAUGGUCAUGCGAACGCUAGUCCAAAAGUAAACACCAGACCACCACCACCGCUCUAUUGCAGUGGUGUGGAAAGAGAACGCAAGCGUGAUCAAUAUCAUUAUCAUCGUGAGCGUGACGCCAAAGAUAGUAGGGACCUUAAACCACGAGAGACUCUUAACCCGAACCAGAAGGAACGCUUCAAUGAUCGCCGCCAAAGGCAGUCGCCUUCAGCUUAUGGUGGUGGUGGGGGUGCAGGUGGGCCGAGACGGCCCAACAAUCUGCAUAUGCAUCCGCCGCCACACAAUCACAAUCACCGACAAGCGCGUAUGAACGGCAACAUGGGUGGUGGCAUGGGCGCUGCUGGUGGUGGUCCCCACAAUCAUCAUCACCAUCACAACCAUCACUUAGGCAAUCAUCAUAACCAUCCGAACUCCCCCUUUGCUAACUCAAAUGCUAACCACUCUCUAAACUCGAAUAACAAUAACAACUCUCUUAACAACCUCUCUUUCAAUCGUCCUAGUCGUAUUAACAACACCCCCCUUAUAACCGCCACCCAAUUCAAUAACCAAAUGCUUAGUAAGCAAUCGAACAGUAUUCUAGUCAAUCGUCGUGAUCAUCGUACCGCUCUAACCUUGGGCUUAAGUGCCACCCCCUGUACUAACUACUCCAACACGAAUUUGUUGCUAACCAAAGCUAAUUUGAAUAGCGCCACAGCCGCUGCUCAUCAUCAGCUACAUGGUUUUCAGCACCAGCACCAUCCGCAUCAUCACCACCACCACCAUCAUCAUCAUCAUAGCAAUUCGAAUUCCGCCUCGAACAGUUCUCAAAUAACCGAUCGUAUUUUAAUGGCCGCCUCAAUAGCGGCCGCCCAACGUCACAGUUUAGGACUGAAUAGCGCGACGGCGAAUAGUUUAAAUCUGUUGCAACAGCAACAACAACUAACAACAGCUAACUCGAAAUCAAAAAUUGUAAUAAAACCUUUUAAAAUUAAUGAUUCACAGCCUUUGGUUGCCCUGGCCGAUUCAUCGCUGGUAGAUGCCAUUGUCUCGAAGGUGUCGACGGCAACCGUGGCAGCGGCCGAGAGUGCUGCUAGACGAAGUCGUAGUCGUUCGCGACGCAGUCGCAGUCGUACCCGCAAGGAUGAUGGCAAUGGUGGAGGAGGAGGUAAUGGAGGUGGAGAUCGUGAUACCACGGGUGGUAGUGGACGUGGUCGUUCUAAGUCAUCACAUUCAAGAUCAUCGUAA
Messenger RNA from Musca vetustissima, 3522 nucleotides. Its product is annotated as serine/arginine repetitive matrix protein 5-like. The transcript has 2 exons. Bases 1 to 3522 code for a protein of 1173 amino acids. Lineage: Eukaryota; Metazoa; Arthropoda; Insecta; Diptera; Muscidae. The record is from RefSeq and is a predicted model, not a curated record.